Molecule: messenger RNA, 846 nt
Organism: Triticum aestivum (bread wheat)
Lineage: Eukaryota; Viridiplantae; Streptophyta; Magnoliopsida; Poales; Poaceae
Product: zinc finger protein 4-like
Exons: 1
Coding region: 97-606 (169 amino acids)
Molecular function (GO): DNA-binding transcription factor activity
Source: RefSeq, a predicted model, not a curated record
CCGCGCGCGCUCGCUCGCUAACACCACAGCUUCCUCUCCCCGUCUCUUCUUCCUCCUCCACACGCCGACGACACGCACUCCGGCCAUCGAUCGACCAUGGAGAUGGAGGGCGAGGCGCCGCAGUCGCACCAGCUACUGCUGCACGGCGUCAGCCUCGACCUGCGCCUCGACACGGCCACGGCCACGCACCAGCAGGGGCAGCGCGGCGCACGGCGCCCGGCAUCCCCUCCCCCUGCUGCUCCCGCGGCCCUCGAGAACGCCGGCAGGGAGGCCUUCGCCUGCAACUACUGCCACCGCAAGUUCUUGAGCUCGCAGGCGCUCGGCGGCCACCAGAACGCGCACAAGCUCGAGCGCACCCUCGCCAAGCGCAGCCGCGACGUCCCCUCCGAAACCGUCGCCACCACGACUGCUUCCUCUUCCACAGCCGCCCACUGGCUCCACGCCGGCGGCGGGGAGCUCUGGGGUUACUCUGCUUCGGCCCCUGCUCUGGACUCCGCGACGAUGGCGCCACUGAUAAGCAUGGGCAUGGGCUGGGCUGGCACUGGAAGCACCGCAGCGGCCGGCGGGGAGGCGGUGGCGGAGAUGGACCUGUCGCUCAAGCUCUGACGAGCUAGUUGAGCCAGCACUAGAUUCCAGAGGCAAUAUGUGCAGCAUGGAUAUAAGUCUAGCUUGUCAACUAGUACUACCAGUACCAGUACUCGGCACUCGUAUAGUACUGGUGCUUUAUUAGUUGUUGCAUGUAUGCACCGGGCGAUUAAUUAAUUGUUCGAGUAUUAUGCAAUUGAUGAUGUGUAACCUUAACUAGAUCACUGGAUAACAAAUCACACAAAGCCCUCUGAAUUUGCA